AUGGCGAACCGCGACAAAGGACGCAGAAAGUGGGGAGGAUUUUUACAAGAUAACUCAAAACUAGAAAAGGAUAGAUCAAUGGGAAUGCGAGGUGGAGGAAAUAGAGCCUCUCAACCUUUGUAUACUCCAGGAAGUGGACCUCUUCGAAAGUCGGGUAGAUCUACAGAUGAUUUAGAUAAUGAAACUAUCUCACAGGAAAAACCUAAAUCAAGCUCCGUCCAACAUCAUUUAAAGCAAUCACAACUUAAUAGAACCAACCAAACUUCAAACAGUCCACCAUCAUCUCAAGUUGAAAAUGUGUCAGAAAAAUUGAAUGAUCUAAAUAUUAACUAUAGAAGCAUUACAAAUAUAGAACAGGCACAAGGUUCUUCUCAAAAUAGUAAUUCUGGAGAUUCAAGAAAGAAAAUUAAGAAACCAGAACAACAAUUAUAUGUACCUAAAAAAGUAAAAGAAGCAUUGGCUGAACAGGAUGUAACAAAUAGAUCUCCUAAUCAAGGGGGUUGGGAUCGUGAUCAAGAGAGGGAACAUAGCGAAGAUCGUGAUUCUCAUUCUAAUCGUAGUUAUAAAAGCGAUAGUCAACGUAAUCGGUCAAGAGGUCGUGGUGGAAGAGAUAGUGAAAGUGGAAGUAAAAAUCGAGAUGAUCAUGGUAAAAGGUAUUCAGGCAAUCGUAGAACUCGUCACGGAAAUGAAAAUGAGGAACGUUGGCGAUCUGAUUCUCCUUUAUCUAGCAGAAGUUAUGGAAAUAGGAAAGAUAGUUCUCGUGAAGUUAGGCAGGGUUCAGAACCCCUUUUUAUAACAACGAACCACGUAAAUGAUUUUAAUCGUACUAGAGACACACGUAGUGUAGAACCUGCUGGACAUCCAGAAAAGUUUCAAGGCAAACCACCAUCAGGUAAAUGGGGUGGUGCAAAAGAUAGUUUGCCAAAAAAUAUAAAAAUAGAACAUUUACCACCGAGGUUACAGAAAAAAUAUCUUAUUGAUAAUGGUUUACCCUUACCACCAAGUUCAUCACCUUCAGAAGAUACAUGGAAUAGCAGUAGUGUCACAUUUCAGGCAUCAUCAAAUUAUAAUUUCCCACCUGCAAUGCAACAUUCACAAACGAUGCAAAAUUUACCACCAUCUGGUCCAUUACCUCCACAAUCUAAUUGGUCUAAUACAAUACCAGCACGUAGCAGAGGUAGAGGUAGACUCAGACCAGAAGAAUUAGAAAGUUCAACAAACAUUUUUAGGUGUGUUACACCUGAUCAGUAUUCAGCUCCAAGUUCCAGGUCUCAUACACCAAGCCAAGAGUAUAUGCAAGUAUAUUUCCUCUUCAAAAAUAGGUCUUACGAUCGCCGUGGUAGUAAUAGUACUAUGUAUACUAGUAUGGAAAGUUUAAGUCGAGCAGAUAGUUCAAUGAUACCACCACCAUCGUCAGUGUCACCUGUUACUUCCGUAGUUAAUGCAAACAAACGUCAAACAUCGCCUGAUAGUCAUCGUCGAGGAAUAUCCCCGCCUGCAGCUUCUCACCGUACUCAACCACAACGAGCAAGUAAUACAUCCGAACGCAAUACGACACAAGAAAAGAAAAACGGUUCACAAAAUUCAGGUGUUAGUUCAUCAAAGAGUGAUUCUACUAAUACUGGACCAAAUGCAACAAUAGAGCAGAGAUUUGAUUGGUGUGAAGAAGUUGAAUUAAGCGAGAAAUUGGAAGCCGAGCGCAUAAGUCGCAGUUCAUCUGUACUGAGUUUACGUGAAAAUGUUAAUGUAUUGGGAAAUGAAACAACAACUGGCCGUAGCCAACGUAAAAAAAAAAAGCGUGAGAGGAAAUACGCGGCAGAUCAAGGAAGGAGUAACAGUAGGGAUAAAGUUCGUGUUAAUAGUCGUGAUCGUCAAAACAAUCAACAAAAUAGAGAAAAUGAUAAUUAUAAUAAUAAUCAAAAAAACAGUAGUAGUGGUAGAAGAUAUGAUCACAGAAGACAUCGCAAUAUUAUACAACGUAGCCGAGAAUCUAGUAAAGAUAGAAAUUAUCGUGGUGGUAAUCGAAACUUUGAUGAUCUUCAUAGACAUAGAUUGCCUGAUCGGUAUUUAGAUGAAAAUUGGAGAACAGGUAGAAAAAUGUCAGUUUGUGAUUCUGACGACGGACGACAAACACCCAGUGUUUCCUCUCAUUCUGUCUCGCUAUCAAGUACUUUGCCAACACAUCAAACAUCACCUAGUGGAUAUACUAGUUCUCAACCACCAGGUGUGUUAGUGUUACCUGAUACUAGCCAAUCUCCGCCUAGUCAUCCAAGUUCAAGACAGCAAGGAGUGCAGCAGCAAAGAACGUUAUUUGAUCCUACUAAUCCUAAUAAGCCUAUCGUUGUUAUUUUACCCAGCAGUAGAACAGGAGCGCAAAGAGAAACUGAAACCACACCUCAAAGUUCGAGUAUACCAGUGUUUCAGUCUCAUGGAGGUAUUACUUCUACACAUAACUUCCAGAGCACACACUUGGAUGGUGUACCACCUCCAUAUAUGACAAACGACCAAUUUGGAAAUAUAAGACCUUCGUGGUACGAUCCUUAUUCUGAUAGUUUCCGAUUAGCCAAAAAUCCUUAUCUACUUUUGGACAUAGAACGUGCUGAUUUAGAAUUGCAAUGGAUAUUAAGUUCCGGUGGUUUUACAUCAAAUUGGGAAAGGGUUUUGUACAUAAGACACUUUCUACAAGAAAGUUUAAAAACUUUGCUCGAGACUGAUAUUAAAUUUUGUCAAGCCGAGAACGUUGAACAACACUUUUGGAAAAUACUUUUUUAUAAUAUGAUUGAAAUGCUGCGAAAAGGCAUGCCUAAGGAAAGUUCUGAGGGAAGAGAACAUUAUAAAAAAAUUAUGAUGAAUAUCAUUGACGAUGGUACCGUAUAUUUAGAGGGUUUGCUGACUGUUCUUGAAACCAAAUACGAAUUUAAAUUGGAUACGUUUCUUGCAUCAUCAACUUUGCCUAAGGGCCUUGGAAUCUUAGGUUUAGCCUUAGUAAGCGCGCAAAAAAUAUAUCUAUUUUUGGGUGACUUGGCGAGAUAUAGAGAACAAGCCAAUGAAACAAAUAACUAUGGAAAGUCUAGGCAGUGGUAUUUGAAAGCACAACAACUUAAUCCAAAGAAUGGCAGGCCUUACAACCAACUUGCGCUAUUGGCACAUUAUGCUAGACGAAAAUUGGAUGCUGUUUAUUAUUACAUGCGAUCUCUUAUGGCAUCCAAUCCCUUCCAUUCUGCGAGAGAGAGUCUAAUAGCACUUUUCGAUGAAAAUAGAAAGAAGUAUCUACAUUAUUAUGAAUCGACUGAACGGAAACGGAAAGAAGAGAGAGAAUGGAAAGAACGGGCCAGGAUGAAAGAGAAAGAAGGAGCCAAUAACAUAGGUGGAGGAUUGAGGAGGGAAAUUUGGAUUCACCCCGGUGGAAGACGAGUUCGUCGUACAACUACUGCAGCCACUGCUAACGAAGCAAGAUUAUCUCAUAGUGAUUUAGAAGAAUUGGCACAAUUAAGCAGCGUCGAGGUGAAUAAGCGGUUCGUUACAUCUUAUCUACACGUUCAUGGAAAGCUGAUAACCAAGAUAGGAAUGGAGACUUUCCAAGAAGCCGGCGUUCAGAUGUUGAAAGAGUUCAGAGCGCUUCUUCAGCAUUCGCCGCUGCCACUUCCUGGGACGCGGCUUCUUCAACUAUUGGCGCUGAAUAUGUUCGCCAUCGAGUCGACGCAGCUGAAGGAUUCCCAAAUGGAGCAAGGGUACCGGUCCGAGGUCCAAGAAAGGGCACUGAUCGUAUCCUUGCAGAUGUUCAAUCUGAUUUUAGAACGUGGCGUGUCCUUGCUCAAGUCUCAGUUGGACAGCACCGAAGAGCUGAGGAUGGUUGUUAGCGAGGACAUGCAAGUCCUUUUACCAGCUAUCAAGAUCUGGUGCGAUUGGAUGCUUUGUCACAGCACUGUCUGGAAUCCGCCUCCAUCCUGCACGGACUACAGAGUCGGCCCACCUGGAGACGCCUGGAGCAGGCUGGCCACGAUGGUGAACCUGCUGGAAAAAUUGAAUUACUCCAAAACGAUCCUUAUCCGGGCCAAGGACGCGGAGGGCCGGGACGACGAGGUUGAUUUGGUGAAACUGCAGGAAGAUAUGACCUUGGCAGGAUUCACGCCGCUGAUGUCGAAUCCGCAGGAUCCUUGUUACGCAGAGAAAAUCGAAGAUAUGGAAGUCGCUCAAGUGUGCCUCAGGAUAAACAAGAUUCUGUUCUUCGGCCAAGUGUUCCUGUGCGGCCUCGAGACGCCUGUACUGAAGUUGCAGAAGAGCGAAACAGGCAUCAGCGAGUACGUCUCGGUGGUGGAGGCAUCGAGCACGAGUACGCCGAGCUCACCCCCGGAACAGAGUGACUCGGAGCUCCUGGUGGAGAGUUACAGUGAGGGUGAGGAAGAGCCUGUUUCUACCUUGAAGAGACUACCCUCGUGCACAGACGUACCUGACGAGACCGGCGUUCCUGUGGCCGGAGUCGAGAUAAGGUCUCUAAUCGAAAGAAAAGAGGAACUGGAGAGGCGGCAACGGAAGCAGGAUCGUCAUCGACAGAGAGUACAGCAAAUCUUGCAAAAAUCGUCAGUCUCCGUGGAAAUCGAAGUGAGACCAAGACAACUGGUGCCAGACACUAACUGUUUCAUCGAUUAUCUGCCGCAACUGCAAAAUAUCGCGAAAGCGAUUGCUGGUGCACAACCGAUUUAUACGCUUAUGGUGCCGCUUGUAGUUCUGAAUGAGCUCGAGGGCUUGGCGAGAGGUGCAGAUGCCAGAGACUGUCCUCCAGCUUCGAGGGCGGCUUUGGACCCGGAACAUGUGGCCAGGGUGGCGGAAAGUGCGAAAGCUGCCCUAGCUUUCGCGAGAAGCAGAAAUCCGGCAAUUCGGUGCUUAACCACGAGAGGAACUGUUCUUACGUCUAGUACUUUCACGAUGGAGGAGGAUGUUGAUAAGGACGGGCUGACAAGAAACGAUGACAGAAUACUGGCUACGUGCUUGAGCCUCUGCAAGGCGGGUAACAAAGAUCAAGUAAAUGCAGAGGAGGGUCAACCGAGGCGACUUCGAAGGGAAGUUGUGUUACUAACGGAAGACAGGAACCUAAGGGUGAAGGCUCUAGCCAGGGACGUUCCCGUGAGAGAGGUGCCCGACUUCAUGCAAUGGGCUGGCCUCGGCUGAGACGUUUUUCCGACCAAACACACCCGCUAACGAAAAAUCUCCCGUUACCACCCCCGCCGAGUAAACUUGACCAGCAGCAGCAGCAAUUACCAGCCGCAGCCAGCAAGACAAGAAAAGGAAAGAAAGCGUGGAAGAAGGACAGCAUAUACGAAACGAAACACGAAGAGAAACAACAAAAGCAACAAAGGGAUAUUCUCGCAUCAUGCUCUCCCCCCCGCAUCAUCGUGGCCGAUCAGCUG
Habropoda laboriosa is the source of this 5408-nucleotide messenger RNA. Its product is annotated as telomerase-binding protein EST1A-like. Gene Ontology annotation, molecular function: telomerase RNA binding; protein binding; telomeric repeat DNA binding. Gene Ontology annotation, cellular component: telomerase holoenzyme complex. Lineage: Eukaryota; Metazoa; Arthropoda; Insecta; Hymenoptera; Apidae. The record is from RefSeq and is a predicted model, not a curated record. Gene Ontology annotation, biological process: nuclear-transcribed mRNA catabolic process, nonsense-mediated decay.